Camelina sativa (false flax) is the source of this 1065-nucleotide messenger RNA. Lineage: Eukaryota; Viridiplantae; Streptophyta; Magnoliopsida; Brassicales; Brassicaceae. The record is from RefSeq and is a predicted model, not a curated record.
CUAGUGUUAAUAUAUACAAGAUUUAAGAUAUUAUUUCUUCUAUAUAAACACAGCCAAACCGACAGGCAAGAGAGGAGACUAACAACAAAACAAGUCCAAUCCAUGUAAUAAACUACAUACACAUCUCUCUCGAAUGGCUGAUCAGAUUCAGAAGAUGUAUCACAAUCAAGAACCGAUGGCUGAGAUCAUUAUGCCAAGUGUCAUAACGGCUAUGGCAUCUCUCCUACAAAGGGUGUCUGAGAUGAACGACGAUCUGAGCCGUCCGUUCGGGGAACACCAGAGGUUCUCAGCUUUCUCUGCACUGACCAAACCUUCGAUAUCUAUCAGAAGCUAUAUGGAGAGGAUCUUUAAGUACGCAAAUUGUAGCGACUCGUGUUACGUAGUCGCGUAUAUAUAUUUGGAUCGGUUCAUACAAAAGCAGCCUUUUUUGCCCAUUGAUUCCUAUAAUGUCCAUAGGCUCAUUAUCUCCAGCGUCUUGGUGUCUGCCAAGUUCAUGGAUGACUUGUGUUACAAUAAUGCAUAUUAUGCAAAAAAUGGAGGAAUCACCACAGAGGAGAUGAACUUAUUAGAGCUGGACUUCUUAUUUGGAGUCGGAUUCAAAUUGAAUGUGACAUGUUCUACUUACUACGACUAUUGUUCUUCACUACAAAGAGAGACUGUUAUGAGGACGGUGUACUCUCCGGAUUCUUUCUUGCUUACAAGUUUUGAUAAGAUUCGUCUAAUGCAUUUAUACGACGAAGAUUCACAAUCUAUCCAUCGCAAUAGUCAAGUCACCGCUGCUGUUUGAUACAUUAGAAUAUUAUAGAUCAUGUUAUGAUAUGUUACAUAUGAAACCUUUUUAAGGGAUAUGUAACAAACUUUUUUGAGAACUUCAAAUUAAUUUAUAGUUCUAAGAAUAUAUUUUUAUUGUUUCAUUUUGCUUUGAGAAGUGAAUUGGGGCUUCAGGAUCAUAAAAUCCAUUAAUAGCUUUUAUUCCAAUCUGUUAGUUUUUAUUCAAAUCCAUUUUGUUUCCUUUUCCAUUUCGGAAUCUCAAUGAUAUUUCAGUAACAAUGAAACAAAAAAAAA